UGAAAAAGAAAAAAAGCAAGUUAUGGAAUGCUUGGAACAAAACUCAAGAUUUCUUGUUGAGGCAGAGUUUGAUUUGUUUGUCACUUAGUCAUUUGUACAUGUAAUGAAAGUAAAUAAUAUAAAUAAAGACGAGCAUAAGAAAAUUCUUUAAAAACCUUAGUGAUCCCCACACUUUUGAAAGCCAUUGUGUGUGUGUAUACACACAAACACACUUUUAUAUUAUUAUAUCAAUAAUUAGUUUUUAAACAAUGGCUGACAGUGUAAAAUACUUUAGAAUAGUAACAAAACAAAUAAGCUCCUCUCUGUUCUUUUAGUAAGAAUGCAGUACUUGCAAGUUGACCGAUUCAUGAGCAUACAUGUGUUGUGGCAGUGAGUCAGGGGAGACAGGUCACCGGUCUGAGGGAGUAAUUGAGAGCGGGCGGGGGGUGGAAAAUGCCAUGUGUUUUUCCAAUGCUUUAGAGAGCAAGGAUGUGUAAGAGAUCGAGGAUGAACGAGAGAGUUCAAGCUCUCCCAACUGUAAUUAUGUUUAAAAUAUAUUCUACGCAAAACAAUGAUGUGUCGUCUCCCCCUCCCUACUGCACUCUCUCUCUCUCUCUGCUUUAUUUGCCAUCUGCUGUUCUAAUCAGACAGAAGAGCUUUUCUGUGCAGCGGUGUGGAAGUGGAGCUCUUUCUGCAGGAGACCUGAGCCAUGCCAAACACAGACAGCUACAGGUCACACUCUCUGAAUGCUUCAGGGGGAAUCAGUCUGCAACGGAGAGACGAUCAGUGUAUGAAGUGACUCUCUUAUCUUUUACGGUAAGAUUUUUCCUCCUUUACCUCUUAAUCUCAGUUUUCCUGUGUCACCUGUUUUCCUCAGUUUUCCUGUGACACCUGUGUCUCUGUUGUGUAGAUUACCUUUAAAGACUGGUAAAAUGCAGACAAGUGCUGUCUGAAAAUACAACUAAAUCUUUAGCAGCUGUGUGGAUUUGAAAAAGAUUGGAAAGAGCAACAAGUCUGUAGGGAGAGAGAAUACAUGUCCUGUUUUCCUCAGACUUCUCUGAGCGUUAUUGACAGUGUGCUUCUGGAAGAUCAAAAUGAUUAGCGUUCAAGCUUUCGUAUGGUGCUGACUGCCGAGUAAUUACAGCGUGCAUGUGUAGCGUACAGGGUCACCACUCAUCCACACAAGUCCAAUGUGGUGAUAUUGAUUGAGUGAGUUAAUGGUCUUCAAACAAACCAAGGUCAAAAAAAGGCAUCUAUUAUAAAGAAACUAAAAAUAAAUAAAUGUUUAAAAAUACAGAAAAUAAAUAAAAUAAAAGUGCAAAAUAAUCAUGCAGCACUGUUUGAUCAUGGCAGAUAUCAAAACAGUGAAGACUGAAUAAAUAAUUGUUUAUUACCUCAAAAUUAUAUCCAUUGGGCUGUAAUGCUGUUCAUUUAUAAUAACUUGAGAGAAUCUAAGAACUUUUUUCUUGGCAAGCAGAUAUAUGGAUGUAAUGUCAAUUGGAAAUUUCUCUUCAACUCAUUCACAUAAUCCUGCUUUAGAUACCUAGUUUUGAAGAGAAAAAAAUAGAUACAAAGCAAUCAAGGCGGAUAAAUAAAAAGCUGUUCUUGCACUCAAUAACCUGGUGCUUUUCCCCUCUAGAUAAAUCUGCUUUUCCUAACACCAUGAUAAAGCAGGGCAAUUGUACUUGAAUACAAAAGAUAACUGAAAUUACAAAAGAGAAUAUAACCAUAAAAAAGCCACCUUGUGUGUUACCUACAAAACCAUUCUCAAAUGUUAAUUACUACAAUAUGAAAGACAAAUUAGACAGAAAGGAACAGCAUAGAACACGUUCAAAUCAAAGCUGUUUUAUAUAUAUAUCUCACACACCUGUCCUCAGCCAGUGUUUUCUGAUUAAAUCCUUUUGACAAAGCACUUCAAUUCAAAAUCAAUCUCAAAAUCUCAAUCUCAGAAACCAUCACCUGAAGUUUUCCCAUUUCUUUAAAAACAUGCUUUUAUGCCAGAAGCAAGCCCAUUACUAAUCUAUUAAGUCCUUGUUGUACUACAUUCAAGGUCAGAAUUGAUCUAAAUGAAUGCCCCCCUCCCCUCUCUAUGCUUCCAGAUCCUUCAAAACCAUUGCAUGUUGUCUCACACCAGCCUACAUCUUCAAACUGUGCAUGCAUAAGGGCCUGAGCUUCAACCUAAAAAACAAACUCAACAUGACUAUCACCAUUCAGAACAUCACAACCACCUCUGCCAUCGUCAGCUGGCCGUCAUCUCCAGGCUGCGUGGACACGUUCUACAGCGUCAUGUAUCACCCUAACUGGAACAGCCUGCUGAUGGGUUACACGCGCAAGAGCUUCCUGCGGGAGGACAGGGUUCCCGUGAGCCAGACGUCCACCAGUCUGGGCAACCUCAGUCCACAGACCACUUACAUCCUCUGCGUCACCUGCCAGUCUGCCAACCCCACCAGAGAGCAGUGCCAGGUCUUCAGUACCCUAGAUGAGGGCACUGAGCUCGGAGAGAGCGGCAGGGAGCUGGCGAUGGGUGUCUGGCUGGCCAGCAGCAUCCUGUUGCUGAUCAUUGCUGUGGCUCUCCUUUGGGGAUGUCUCCACACCAUGUGUCCAGCGAAGAGGGACCCAGAAAGAGGCAGCCAGUCAGGUUCGAACCCUCCACACCUGGCUCUGACCCCCAUGGGUGGGAACAUGGGAAGCGAAGGAAGAAAAAGUCUGUACACGCCCGGUUUUGGUGGGGAAGACUCUCAGAACGCAACGGUGAUUGAGAAUCCUUUCCGAGCCGAGCACAGCAGAGAAAUGGCGAAUGGGCAGGGUCGUGAACUUUGAACACCAAGUAAUAAACAGAAAUUUGGCCCCGGGUCAGAAUAACUAGGACACCAGAUUAUUACUUUGAUGCACUGACCCCCAAAAUUCAAACAAUUAGAACUUACACAAUGAGGACAAAUCGCCGGGGUUGAAACAAGUUUGAGGAAAGGAGACUCUGACAGUCGAACUGGGCUGACGGGGUUAAAUUAGCAUUUAAAUGUCAGAUGAAAACAUAACUAACAUAUUAAACAAGAAAACUAAAGGAGGCCACUUGGCUUAUUUUUUGGUAUGCCUUUACAAUGGUUCAAUUUGUUGACAUGAGUUAAAGCAACUAAUAGUACCAAAUGUUCCAAUACACACAAGAUUCACAUCAGAAGCAUAAUUUAUUUUAUAUAUUUACUUAUAUUUCUACAUUUGCAUUUGCAUUUAUUCAUUUAGCAGACGCUUUUAUCCAAAGCGACUUACAUUGCAUUCAAGUUACAGUUUUUACAUUUUAUCAGCUCUUGCUUUCCCUGGGAAUCGAACCCAUGAUCUUGGCGUUGCUAGCGCCAUGCUCUACUAUUUGAGCUACAGGAAAGUGACCCACAUUCUACAUAAUGUGGGUCACCCAUCAACCUACAAUGUUGGAAUCGUGUCUGUAGAGUACAGUGUCAGUAUAAAGUUGAACACCACUGCCAUAUUGGUUUUGCAAGGCAAAAAAAGAACCACCAAAACAUUAAAUUGCUUAGUGCAGCUUUACCUUCAAUGGAUAUAGAAGUGUUGAUUUUAAUGUCUUUGUGAGUUGAUACUCUAUCUGUUUUGUGUUAGUUGCAUUGAAAUCCUACUAUGCUUGAAAUGUACUUUGCCUACCUAUCUAUCUUGCUUAAUAAAAAAAAAAAACAUUUCCCUGUAUGUUAUGGUUUGUGAGAGUUAAUGGUCCAGUUAAUUCUGGAGUUGUAAUAGAUGUCGGUGUGACAUUUAAACUCAU
This is a messenger RNA of Onychostoma macrolepis, 3745 nucleotides long. RefSeq names its product fibronectin type III domain-containing protein 9. Gene Ontology annotation, molecular function: protein binding. The transcript has a single exon. NCBI's taxonomy places the organism in Eukaryota, Metazoa, Chordata, Actinopteri, Cypriniformes, Cyprinidae. Bases 2050 to 2799 code for a protein of 249 amino acids. The record is from RefSeq and is a predicted model, not a curated record.